AUGAAGGCUGUUGCUGUGCUUUUUGCUUUAGCUCUAUGCGGAGCUGCUCAUUCCGGACUCGUUCUCGACCUCGCCAAUCCUGAUGAAGGUAGUCUCACUGUCAAGAAGGGAGCUCACUUUGGACUAGUCACUCUCGAAUGUACUCCAAAGGAAGGCACUGUACUUGGAAAAGUUGUGGAAGGUGGAUUGUUGGUACACAAGGUCGGCGAAGGUGAAAAUGUCUUGGAUGCUUUGCUAUUCUCCAAGGAUGAAGCUUCACUCCUUCUUCGUCUUCUUGUUUCAGUUGGCGGAAAGACAGAGUUCAAGCACUUUCAUAAGGUCGGAGAAAAGUGGGAACUUUUAAAAGAGAGAAAAGACUUUUAUGAACUCCUCAAGGGACUUGAGGGUCAAGAGGUUCCAGCUGGAGAUCUAGAAGAGGGUGUCUUACUUGAUGGCUAA
Messenger RNA from Theileria equi strain WA, 438 nucleotides. Its product is annotated as signal peptide-containing protein. The transcript has a single exon. The record is from RefSeq and is a predicted model, not a curated record. Lineage: Eukaryota; Apicomplexa; Aconoidasida; Piroplasmida; Theileriidae. Bases 1 to 438 code for a protein of 145 amino acids.